This is a messenger RNA of Cryptococcus wingfieldii CBS 7118, 558 nucleotides long. RefSeq lists its product as hypothetical. Bases 1 to 558 code for a protein of 185 amino acids. The transcript has 3 exons. The record is from RefSeq and is a predicted model, not a curated record. NCBI's taxonomy places the organism in Eukaryota, Fungi, Basidiomycota, Tremellomycetes, Tremellales, Cryptococcaceae.
AUGAACCCCACUCCCCAGCCGGUCCCUACCGAUCCCCUUGCGUCUUCGCCGCCCAGCCACCCCGACUCUAACAAGCAGGACGUGGUGAGGGCUUUUGCCCACGUCGAUGACUUCUGGGGGCGACUGGACCUAAGCCUGUACCUGUGGUUAGUCAUCUUUUUCGGUGGCAAUGUGGGCGUCUUGCUCUACUAUAUCUUCUCUCCCAAAGAGGGAGUGCAUAGCGUGGCUCGCAAGUGGGGAGCCAUCGGCUUCACCUUACUGGCGACCACUGUCUUUCACGGCUCGAAGCCCCGGAUAUUCCAAGCUCUUGCUCCCUUCCAGGUCAUCAGAGCCUGGAACUCCAAUUUCCUCGAAAUCUCGUCAAUUCCCAUGACUACAGUAGCAGGAGGCGCCGAACGAGACGAGAGGAACCUGAGAGUCUAUGGGAUGGGGAAAUUCUGUUUCCAUUUUAUAGAAUUUUUCAGCAAGAUCCCAUACGUCCUCUUGAACCUUCAGAGAGUAGUCAGUGGAUCGGUGGUCGUGGUGAGUCAUGCAAAACAGUGUGUCGUCGUUGGCUAA